UUAAAUAUGACAUCAUUCUUUUGUCUGUGUCAAUGUUUUAUCAAACAGGACACUGAAUGAGCAUUAAGGCUUUGGGCUGGAAAUGCUCCCACAGAGAGAGAAAUAAUGGAUGAAAAAGAGAGUAAACAAUGUAGACAAUAUUAUUUAAUGUAUUUCUAGAAGUAAAACUGUAAGAGCAAGGAGAGGUAAACCAUAGGAUGUGAAUGCCGAGGACUUAAAAACUACAGGAAUAAGAAGAAACUUCAGAUAAAGAAAAGUGGAAUGUUUUUUUCUUCUUUGAAUUUGCAAUGCCUCAUCUUAUUUGCACCCUUUUCAUCGCAUGACUAAACGGACCACUGGAAUGAAAGAUGACUGAUACACAUUAAUUUUUGUGGAUUGGAAGACAUGAUCCUUGCAUUAAAGCUGCUGUUUUUCACCUGCAUUUGGCCUACUUUGGUUUUAGCCUAUAACAGUGAUCAUCGUAAUCAUUGCUAUAGCCACCAUCAUCCUCAAAGGUCAUUCAUGAAAAGACAUAACAGCAAACAACAAUUUAAGGCAAGGAAACAAGACAGCACUAAAGUACCACCAAUGAAAUCAGAGCAACUUCUCCAUAUAGAGAACCAUGAUUUUGCCAUGAGACCUGGCUUUGGAGGAUCACCAAUUCCAGUUGGUAUUGAUGUGCAAGUAGAAAGCAUUGACAAAAUUUCAGAAGUUGACAUGGAUUUCACAAUGACUUUGUAUCUCAGGCAUUACUGGAAGGAUGAAAGACUCUCAUUUCCUAGUACCAGAAACAAAAGCAUGACAUUUGAUGGAAGAUUAAUAAAAAAGAUUUGGGUACCUGACACAUUUUUUGUUCAUUCUAAAAGAUCUUUUAUCCAUGACACAACCAUGGAGAAUAUUAUGUUACGUAUCUAUCCAGAUGGCAAUGUGCUCUUCAGUUUACGGAUAACAGUUUCAGCCAUGUGUUUCAUGGACUUCAGUAGAUUCCCACUUGACACUCAGAAUUGUUCUCUAGAGUUGGAAAGCUAUGCUUACAAUGAAGAAGACUUGAUGCUCUACUGGAAACAUGGCAAUGAAUCUUUAAGUUUAGAUGAGUACAUUUCUCUUUCUCAGUUUUUCAUUGAAGAAUUUAGUGCUUCUAGUGGAUUAGCAUUCUACAGCAGUACAGGUUGGUACAAUCGACUUUUUAUAAACUUUGCUCUACGGAGACACAUUUUCUUUUUUGUUUUGCAAUCCUAUUUCCCCUCUAUGUUGAUGGUGAUGCUAUCUUGGGUUUCCUUUUGGAUAGACCGAAGAGCUGUUCCUGCAAGAGUAUCACUAGGUAUAACUACUGUGCUGACAAUGUCAACCAUAAUUACUGGAGUAAGUGCCUCAAUGCCCCAGGUGUCUUAUAUAAAAGCUGUGGAUGUAUAUUUAUGGAUCAGCUUCCUUUUUGUCUUCCUAUCUGUUAUUGAAUAUGCAGCUGUAAAUUAUCUCACAACAGUGGAAGAAAGAAAACAUCUGAAAAACAGAGGAAAGGUUGCUGGGUUAUAUAACAUUGAUGCAACGCAAGCCAUGGCCUUUGAUGGGUGCUAUCAUGAUGCUGACAUUGAUCUUGCCACCUUGAGUGUACUUUUGGAAGAGGGAGCAGCAUGCGAGCGAGCACCCAGCAUCACCCAUCUGGGUCAAGGUCCCUUAAAAAGAAAAAGGGUUUUGAAAAGAACUGUGGGCAGAAUUAUUUUGCAGAAUAACCACGUCAUUGAUAUGUAUUCCAGGAUUGUAUUUCCUGCUAUAUAUAUUGUAUUUAAUUUUUUUUACUGGGGUUUAUAUAUAUAA
Molecule: messenger RNA, 1794 nt
Organism: Thamnophis elegans (Western terrestrial garter snake)
Lineage: Eukaryota; Metazoa; Chordata; Lepidosauria; Squamata; Natricidae
Gene: GABRR3
Product: gamma-aminobutyric acid type A receptor subunit rho3
Exons: 9
Coding region: 385-1794 (469 amino acids)
Biological process (GO): nervous system process; regulation of membrane potential; chemical synaptic transmission
Cellular component (GO): synapse; GABA-A receptor complex; neuron projection
Molecular function (GO): neurotransmitter receptor activity; GABA-A receptor activity; extracellular ligand-gated monoatomic ion channel activity
Source: RefSeq, a predicted model, not a curated record